GAACCGGAAGCGUGCGUGGACGAGAAGCUCACACAUCGCCGUCCCAUUCCUCCACGCCGCCCCGCUCACUCCACAAAUACGCUGCACUCUUCCCUCCCUAGUCCCAACCUUCGCCGCCCUCCCUCGACCCCGCCGCUUCGAUCCGCUGUCGGCAUAAUGGGAAUAGCCACCCUGUGGCGGCUAGGAGGCCGCGGGAUCGUCGCCGCCAGGAGGCUACCGCUGGGCCUCCGCCCCGCCUCCACUUCGGCCUCCGCGACCUCGUGCCGGGCCGUCCUGUUACCUCGAUUCGGAGGGCCCGAGGUUCUUGAGGUGCGCUCGGACGUCGCCGUCCCCGAUCUGAAGCCGCGGGAGGUCCUCGUCCGCGCCCGCGCCGUCUCCAUCAACCCCUUGGAUUUACGGAUGCGAUGUGGUUAUGGUCGUUGUAUAUUUGAACCACUGUUGCCGAUAAUCCUUGGUCGGGAUAUUAGCGGUGAAGUUGCAGCCGUAGGAGCUUCCGUUUCUUCAUUAGAUGUUGGUCAAGAAGUGUUUGGAGCACUACACCCAACGGCUGUGAGAGGUACUUAUGCGGAUUACGCCAUUCUCUCAGAAGACGAGCUGACAGUCAAACCAGCUUCGAUAACUCAUGUGGAAGCCAGUGCUAUUCCAUUUGCUGCCUUGACAGCAUGGCGUGCCUUGAAAAGCACAGCUCGAAUAACUGAUGGACAAAGAGUGUUAGUGAUUGGCGGGGGAGGAGCAGUUGGUCUAGCUGCAAUUCAGAUUGCAGUAGCUGCCGGCUGCAGUGUUUCUACUACAUGUGGAAGCCAGAGUAUUGACCGAGUGUUAUCAGUUGGUGCUGAACAGGCCAUUGAUUAUACUGCUGAGGACAUAGAGAAUGCAAUUAAAGGACAAUUUGAUGUUGUUCUUGAUACCAUAGGUGCACCUGAAACUGAGAAGACUGGCAUCAAUCUUUUGAGGAAAGGUGGACAUUAUAUGACGCUGCAGGGUGAAGCAGCUUCCUUGGCAGAUCGGUAUGGAUUGCCGAUCGGUUUGCCUGCUGCAACAGCUAUUUUGCUAAAGAAGCAACUCCAAUACAGAUAUUCUCAUGGAAUAGAUUACUGGUGGACGUACAUGAGGGCGGACGCCGAAGGUUUACAUGAGAUUCGCCGACUGUCAACAGCAGGGAUGCUGAAAAUUCCAGUAGAUAAGGUAUUUCCCAUUGCAGAAGUGCAAAAGGCCCAUGAGGUGAAGCAAAAGAGACGUGUACCAGGGAAGGUGGUUUUAGAAGUUGCCUGAACAACCCCAGUCACAUCUCCCUCAGACCCAAUGCUGGAACGUAUGUUUUCCAUUUUUUCCCCCCUUUUUCCCCCGUUUUCUCUUCAUAAAAAUUUGCAUUCUCAAAGGGUUCUGCUAACUAAAUGUGCAAAAAUACAUUCCACAUCGAUCCACCCAAUUGUUUGUUCAGAUAAAAAUUUCCUUUUGAUAAUUCAGGUAUGUGUUUCACCAGGUAAAUUUGAAAUAGUUUAUACAUUCAAAGUCAAUUUUCGAAA
Messenger RNA from Zingiber officinale, 1526 nucleotides. RefSeq names its product reticulon-4-interacting protein 1, mitochondrial-like. Bases 157 to 1272 code for a protein of 371 amino acids. The transcript is spliced from 7 exons. Gene Ontology annotation, molecular function: oxidoreductase activity. The record is from RefSeq and is a predicted model, not a curated record. NCBI's taxonomy places the organism in Eukaryota, Viridiplantae, Streptophyta, Magnoliopsida, Zingiberales, Zingiberaceae.